AUGGGUCUCCUCAACUCAUACUGGGAAGCUCUGCUGCAGCUUGCUACAACUGCCAACCUACUAGACGGGUACCACUCCUCGUAUCCUCAGCAGCCGCUGAACAUACCAAAGCACACUGCCGGUCUUUCAGAUGUCUCUGCGGCAGGUGUCUCCUUCCAGGUUCCUGGAACGGGGUUCACCUGCUCGUACCCUAGCAUGACUCGACAUCAAGCUUGCAAUAGUGCGAAGGAUAGGAGUUGCUGGUUGAAGCCUUUGAAUCGCAAGGAUACGAGAUAUGACAUCCACACACAAUAUGAUAUGCCUGGAGACGAAUUCUCUCCUCCUGGCAUUACACGAGAAUACUGGCUUGAAGUUAGCGUCGACCCUAUCGCGCCCGACGGGUACCUGAAGCCGCUGGGCCAAGUCUUCAACCACACAUAUCCUGGUCCCCACCUCCAGGCUUGCUGGGGGGAUCAGAUCGUCGUGCAUGUCACCAACAAGAUUGUGAAUUUGGGCACCACGAUCCAUUGGCAUGGUAUCAGGCAGCUCAAUACUACGGAGCAUGAUGGGGUUAAUGGUGUCACACAAUGCCCCAUUGCAUUCGGUGAUACCUACACCUACAACUUUACCGCUGAUCAGUACGGUCAUACCUGGUACCACAGCCACUACCAGACGCAGUACUCCGAUGGCGUUGCCGGCCCGCUCACAAUCUAUGGACCCAGUAGCUCGAAUUGGGAUGAGACUUUCACGCCGAUCAUGAUGCAAGACUGGGUGCACGAGAACACUUCGAUUGCCUUUCAACAGGACUUGGCUGGUGCGAUACCGAUCGGAGACAGCCUCUUACUUGGUGGCACUUCCAGCUACAAGUGCUCUGCCCUCGAUCCAUAUUGCUGCAGUAGCUGCAAUAGCACCAGAACAGCAUGCAAGGCUGGCAUGGACCCCGCCUUCUGUUGUGACCCUGACGAUCGUUGCUUCAAGAGUGUCACGAACGCUGACGGAUCCGUCAGUACAGUACGGCAGUCAGGUGGCAUCUACGCCAAGACAUUUGAAGCAGGCAAGCGGUAUUUAUUCCAGCUCAUCAACGCUUCGGCAGAUGCCAUGUUCAUCUUUGCGAUCGAUGAUCACGAGCUUGAAGUCAUCGAGGCCGACUUGGUACCUAUCAAGCCGUACAAGACUGAUUCUGUCUUUAUCGCUAUUGGCCAACGCUAUCAAGUCAUCGUGCACGCAAAACCUCUCGGCAACCAAGACUCUCCUUCCAAAGACUACUGGAUCCGCACCCGCAUCGCCAACGGCUGCGGUAAUGUGGCUCAAGAUAAUGAAGAAACAGGCAUAAUACGCUACAACGCCUCGAGCCGCGCCACGCCCUCGACAGAAGCACACACAGACCGCGAGGUCUGCGCGGAUGAGCCUAUGGCUAGUCUCAGUCCCAUCGUACCCUGGAACGCCUCUGACCUGCGCAACUCUCGGGAUGAGUACACCUUCGUCGCAUCUCUCGAUACUAAGGCGACCCACGGAGCGUAUAGAUGGGAAAUCAAAGACGAUCCCCUGUUCCUCAAUUACUCGAGUCCAAGUAUCCUCAACGUCAACAACCCAGCGCAUUUCGAGGAUGUCUUUCAAGCCACUGUAAACUACACCAACAACGCUUGGAAUGGAGGGUUCGUGUACCUUGUCAUUGAUGGCAGCAAUAUUCAGAAGAUUCCAGGCAAACAAGGCGUUCCUGCUGCACAUCCUAUUCACCUUCACGGCCACGACUUUGUGAUUCUCGCGCAGGUUGAUUCAGCUUUUAAUGGGACGAUCCCACCGAACCGAGUGCAGAAUCCGACCAGACGGGAUACGGCGUUGUUGUAUGGUGGUGGGUACCUGGCGCUUGCUUUCAAGUUAGAUAAUCCAGGCAUAUGGCUUGUGCAUUGUCACAUCGCUUGGCAUGCUUCUUCGGGGCUUGCAUUGCAGAUUGUGGAGAGGCAGGAUGAGAUUUUGAGUAGUAUUGGGCCUCUGGAUGCUACGCAGAAAACUUGCGAUGGGUGGCACCAAAUGGGACUGCAGUUCCAUCAGGAGGAUUCGGGGAUUUGA
Fulvia fulva is the source of this 2049-nucleotide messenger RNA. Its product is annotated as Laccase-2. Bases 1 to 2049 code for a protein of 682 amino acids. The record is from RefSeq and is a predicted model, not a curated record. The transcript has 7 exons. Gene Ontology annotation, molecular function: oxidoreductase activity; copper ion binding. NCBI's taxonomy places the organism in Eukaryota, Fungi, Ascomycota, Dothideomycetes, Mycosphaerellales, Mycosphaerellaceae.